AUGUGGAAAACAAAUUUCAUAUCAGACCUAACACCGCCUUCCCUCGAACGAGCAUGGCAAUCAGCCCCUCAUCCUUCUUUGCCUCUAGUCGCAACCAGCAGCGCCGACAAGACCGUUCGCAUCUACUCGCUCGUCAAUUAUAAGUUACUUUCUGUUAUUUCGGGCGGUCAUAAACGGAGUGUGAGGAGUUCAGCCUGGAAACCUACCGCGUCUGCUGGGGCGACGAAAGGGGAGAGUGUGUUGGCGACGGGCAGCUUUGAUGCGACGGUGGGGAUUUGGAGGAGGUGGGAUGAUUACAACAAUAAUGAAAACCAUGAACAUGCGCACGAUCACGAUCACGACCACGACCACGAUCAUGACCAUGAUGAAGGAAAGGAGGAUGAGGAGGAGUGGCGCUUCGCAGUCCUCCUCGACGGCCACGACAGCGAAGUAAAGUCUCUCUCUUGGUCCGCCUCUGGUUCAUUGCUCGCAACCUGCAGCCGCGACAAAUCAAUCUGGAUAUGGGAAGAUCUCGACGACGGCGAUAAUAACUUUGAGACUGUUGCGGUCCUACAAGAGCAUUCCGCUGACGUGAAAUGUGUAGCAUGGCAUCCGACAGAAGAAUGUCUUGCGUCAGGAAGUUAUGAUGACACAAUCCGGAUCUGGAGGGAGGAUAUCGAUGAUUGGGGCCAAGUAGCGUGUUUGAAGGGUCAUACCGGCACGGUUUGGAGCCUGGAUUGGGAGGGUGUUGACUGCUCCCCUUUCCACCCUGUAACAGUACCGGCCGAUGACUCGGCGAAAAUAAAGCAGGAGUAUAAAGACCAUUUCGCCCUUUCAGGACCCAGAAUAGCGUCCUGCUCAGCAGACCAAACAGUCCGCAUAUGGCGUCGACAGUCCAAACCCCAGACCGAGCGCAGCGCCUUCUCGGCUUCGAAUACCGGUAUACCGAGUAUCAUUCGUCCCACGGGACUAGACGAGACAUGGUGCCAAGAUGCGAUCCUGCCGGCUGCGCAUGAUUUGGCCAUUUAUGCUGUUGCGUGGAGCAGACGAAGUGGUCUUGUAGCGUCUACGGGUGCUGAUGGACGGAUUGUUGUUUACGCUGAGUUUUUCGUACCCUCUUCCCCCUCCUCCGAGACGGAGGCGAAAGAAGGGGAUGAGAUGGAUACUUCCGAAGACACAAAAUUCAAGACAGAGUGGAAAAUAGUUGCCACUAUCGAAGCGGCGCAUGGCAUUUAUGAAGUCAAUCACAUCGCGUGGGCGAAGCGGGGCGAUAGACGUGGAAGUCAGGCGGAUGAAGAGAUAUUGAUAAGUACGGGAGAUGAUGGGAGUGUCAAGGUUUGGUCGAUAGAGAGGGAGUAA
This is a messenger RNA of Talaromyces marneffei, 1338 nucleotides long. RefSeq lists its product as uncharacterized. Gene Ontology annotation, cellular component: cytosolic [4Fe-4S] assembly targeting complex. The transcript has a single exon. Gene Ontology annotation, biological process: iron-sulfur cluster assembly. The coding region runs from base 1 to 1338 and encodes 445 amino acids. Gene Ontology annotation, molecular function: protein binding. NCBI's taxonomy places the organism in Eukaryota, Fungi, Ascomycota, Eurotiomycetes, Eurotiales, Trichocomaceae. The record is from RefSeq and is a predicted model, not a curated record.